AUGGCCGACGUCGACAUGACUGACGCUAGACCAUCCACCGACCACAGUCCGACAUCUACCGAGGAAGAGACGCUCCCCUUACUCUAUGAUCUUGACAAGCUGACGCAGAUUCCGGAAGGGGAGUUCACCAAGGACAUUCCCCCACCGCCGAUCGGGGAUUUCAACAAGAAAAAGAAACAGAAUCCGACGCGAAACGGACGGCCAGGAACUUCGUCGGCACCGGCCGGCUCUGGAAACCAGGUUGAGGUCGAAGAGGAGGAGGAUGGGGGGGAGGAGGAGGAGGAGGAAAGCGAUGACGAAAACGACGAGCGUCCGCCGCGUAGCACUAGUCAGCGCACCUUGGAAGAACGGCUCAGGCGGGAACUUGAAUACAUAGAUGACCUGCUCGAACAGGACGAGGAUGCCGACCAGGAGAAUUUGUCGGUGCCGCGUGAACAGUGGAGGGCGGCAGACUUCGUAGAGGAAGACAUGGUGUACGCGACCAUCGAUGUGCUCGUCUUGGACGCCCUACGCCACCUGCAGACCGUGGAGAGGAACAGCACGUUGAGGCAGUACACCUCGUGGAUCUAUCACUACAAGAGGUGGGCGGCGAAGAUGUUGAUGCAAAUUCGCAACAAGCUUCCCCAGGAGUACAGGCUUAAGCGCGUCGACAAGAUAGGGCACUACAUCCGGGACAACAAGAAGAAGAAUUGGGACCAAGAGGCCGAUGUCCCCCGGUCGCACGUGUGGCUGCACGGCCCUAGGGUCACCACGUCCCGGCUUCGCGCAUACGUGAAGUACAUGGCUCGGGAGAUGAAGCUCGAUGCCGAGUCCAGCAAGGAGGGCGACAACGCCACAGGAACACAACCUGUGCAAUCCACAACGGUGCACACGCUCCUCGGGCGCAUAAAGGCAUGCCAGAUGGCGGCGAGAGUGGAGGCGACGAUAUACCGGGAGACGGAGCUGAGCAUCAUGCGUGAGAUAUCGGUGGUCAGGUCGGAGGUGCGGUUCAUGAUCCGCACCAAGAACGAGCGGGACCUCAAGAACUGCACCGAUCGGCGUCGCGGAACCAUUGGCGAUACCUACACCGCAGAACAGUUCCGCCAGAUCAUGUGCAGGGUGCUGCCGACGUGGGCGGCUAAGGCUUGGAACCCGCGGGGUACGGGCCCGUCGCAGACGCUGUGGCGGUUUCUGCUGUUGAAGGUGCUCACGCUACUCUCCCACCAUUCUCUCCUGCGCGGGGCAAGCAUCCGCGAGAUCACGCUCCCCGACAUAUUCUUGUACCGACUGGCAAGCACCUCGUCGGUGAACCCGGAGAACCAGCCGGUCGUCAUGAUCGGCCAGUUUCACGGCGUCCGCCUCAUUCCGCCGGUGGACACCAGCACACGCGCGAGCUGGUACAAGAAGCACCUCUUCUUUACCAAAAACGACACCGACCAAGGGGAGCUCUCCGCGGCAAGCCACCAACGCUGGACGCGGCAGUUGUGGGACAAGAACGGGGUGUUCUGCAAGAGGAACAUGCACGCCGCUCGAGCGGGAGGGGCCCAGGAGCUGGCCAUCGACGGCACGCCGCGCGCCGAGAUCGCGGAGCUAGGUCACUGGGCGCUCGACAAGAUGACGCGAGCGUACAUCACCGCCAUUCCGGUGGGGGUGGUGAUGAAGAAGGCCGGUUACUCUGGUUACAAGCAGGACUACUUCUUGGGCCGGAGCAGGGUGGAGCCCUCCGAUAAGCUCUUGAAGCUCCUCGCCGAGCACAUCUUCCCCGGCGUCGACGACAUGCUGAAGACGGCGGAAGGGAAGGCUGCCGAGGGGUCCGACGCCGACAAAGCCGCGGUGCACUUCUGGCGCACACUCGCGAUGCUGCGCCGCAUCGUCGCCGAGGACCUAGCGGUGAAGCUGGUCCGCACACCAUGGCACCGGAUCGCCGAGCCAGGGUUCAUCGACCGCCACACCCUCCUCGCCGGCGCGACGCAGGGUGCACUCAACAAGAGGGUGCGCCGCAUGCUGAAGGUCAUCGAUGCGGUGCGCCAGCUACGCGCGAGCGAUGGCGAAGCCGACAGCGAGGCCGUGGUCGACACACUGCACAGGAUCGCGGCAUCGGGCAUCGGGACCUUCGCCGAUGCCCUCACGGUGCUCAAACCGGGAACGGCACCGAUGUUGUCCAAAGAGGCUGGCAUGGGAGUCAAGGGGCUGGGCCCCAAGGUGGUCUCGAAGCUACGCCUCGCCUGUGCGCUUGUGGCGCUCAACCUGAAGCAGAGUGAUUGGGUCGAAACCCUGUUUCCAAACACGUGGGAGGAGCAGAUGCCGAAGACCAAGGCCGACCUGGCGAAGCCGACGGCACCGGCCAAGUCGACAGCACCGGCCAAGCCGACCGCUCCGGUGCACCGUCCUCCGACCAAGCGGAAGAAGUCGGCAUGA
Molecule: messenger RNA, 2397 nt
Organism: Closterium sp. NIES-65
Lineage: Eukaryota; Viridiplantae; Streptophyta; Zygnematophyceae; Desmidiales; Closteriaceae
Source: the annotation of a GenBank genome assembly